Molecule: messenger RNA, 5231 nt
Organism: Schistosoma margrebowiei
Lineage: Eukaryota; Metazoa; Platyhelminthes; Trematoda; Strigeidida; Schistosomatidae
Source: the annotation of a GenBank genome assembly
ACAAGAAAAACUUCAAGGCUACACUAAGCGUGGGUUGUUUGAAAACUAAUUACCGAACCAUUGUCUAUUGUUUCUGUGGUUGUAUUAUGCUAUCAUCAUUCAAAUGUCAUACUUAUCAUGUUUCAUCACAGUUAUUGCCAGACAGUAAUUACAUAGUAGCAUUAUUUAUCGUGUGUGAUUAUUGUUAACCUUGAAAACAUCGACAUUAUCUCACUUAGUAUCUGUCAAUGCCAGACAUUUCGGAAUACCGACUCGGAAGUGCAUGUAGAAUAAAUAACUCAGACCAGUUUCCAGAAAAAGCAGAUUCCGAGGCUUCUAUUCUGGACCCAUCUGGUUCGGAUGCAUUGAAAUUUGAAGAGUGUAUGGUUUCUGUCCAAAAAUCACAGCAUGUAGUCAAUGAUAAAGCAUCUUCUGGCGAUGACGGUUCCAAUAACAAUAAUCUAAAUAUGGAGGAGAUCACUUGUUGUUGUCACGACAGUAAAAAUGAAUGCGGUAUACUCAAUGAUUCAAAUUCAUCAUCUUGGUUGCGACGUCUAUUUACGUCAAGCUUAUUUAAUUUAGAUAUGACAAUUCAAUAUUUAUUUAAAUCAGAGGAUGUGAAUGUACAAAUGUAUUUGGCUGAUCGAUUAUUCGGUUUUCCAGAAUCUGAUGUAGACUUUUACUUAUUACAACUUGUUUCUCUUUAUGAGAAAUCGCCUUCAUUAGCUGAACAUUUAACUAAUUAUUUUAUAUAUCGAUGUACAAAAUCUGUUUCAUUUGCAAUAAAUCUUAUUUGGUUAUUGGACGCAUUCAGUUCACAUUCAUAUAAUCCAUUGAAACGUGUUUCAUCAAUUCUACUUAAUCGUCCAUCAUCAAUGCCAAUAUUCUCUUAUGUAUCUAAUCAAUUGUAUUUAAUGAAUUCCAGUGAUAAUUCUCAAUCAAUAAAUAAUAAUAAUAAUAGUAAAUUUAUUAAAUUAAAAUCUAGUUCAUCGGCUAUUACACCUUUACAAGAAUUAGAUUAUCAUAAUGAUAACAAUGGUGAUGAAAAUUACAAUACAAAUGUGGUUCCUACUCCUAUUACAACUACGACUAAUAAUUCGACAGAAUUGUCCAAUGAUAAUCGAUUCGUGUAUACGGCACAAACUUUACGGGAUUUAUUACUACCGAUUGAUGAGACUACAUGGGGUAGUUUUAUUCCACAAUCGAUAGUAAAUGGAAGCUACAACAUGGGAUCGUAUAAUAAUGUUAAUACUCACCAUACACAUAAUACUUCUUCUCCAUCAUCUAAUUGUAAAUUAUCUCCAAAUAUUCAUCAUAAUAUCGGGCAUAAACGAAGUACAUCUGAUGUAACAAGUUUAAGAAAUUAUCAUUAUUAUGUAGAUAAAUCUAGACAUCGUGUUGUUAUGGAUCAGUUAGAUCUAAUAAAUAAUACUGAAACGAAUCAAUCAAUAACAACAAUCAUUUCUAAUCCAAAUCGUUGGUCAUCAUCACAAGAUUCAGCUGUUUGUUUAUCAACUAUUGAUGAUAGUGUAAACAAUCCAAUAACAACUAUAUCUAAUCAUAUCACAAAUCAAAUAUCAUUAAAUUCAAUAUGUCCUAUCAUAAAUCAUUUAUCAAAUCAAACAAAUUCUUUAUUCAAUGAAAAUCGACAUUCAUUACAUCAAUUACAUUUGAAUAAUCUUGAUCAAAAUCCAAUUAAAUCAAGUAUGAGUAUGAAUAAGAUUAUUACAAAAGAAAUUCUACCACAGUCAUGUCUUCCGAAACAUUCUCUUUCAUCAGUGAAUUUACAACGAUUAAAUUCAUCAUUGUGUAUCAUGAAUGAUGUAAAUUCUGCACAAAUUAAAUCAUCAUCGUCUUUAAAUCAAACUGCCACUGUUCGUGGUGAGAAUAACGACAGGAAUGAUGUUGAUCGCGAUUUAUCUUCCUACUCUACAAAUAAUAUAACUUCUGAUUUAAUGCUUGGAUCCUUAGAAGGAGUACCAGUACGUACAACAAUAAAACUCACUAAAACAAAGUCAAUAAAUGAAGCAAGGAACAAUCCAACUCACACUAUGGAAUCUUGUAGUUCCACAACAGAAUCGUCAAGUCCAUUUGAUAGUGGUCUGUAUAUGACAGCUCCUAAUCGUUGUAUACAUGGUAGUUGCGAUGGUGUUGGUGUUGUUGACCAUGGUGAUGACGAUGAUGAUGAUGAUGAUAAUCAUGGUGUUAAAUUACAAUCACCAGAGAAUUCAUUUCAUUUACCACAUUGUCCACAUUAUCACACUACUUCAUCAGUUAUGUAUCGAGCUUUAACAUUACGUAAUUAUCUAGUCCCUAGAAUAAUUCCUGAAUGGGAUUUUGUUGAUGGUCUUUUGAGAAUAGCUCGUCGAUUAGUACCAAUUAGUCCCAAAGAGCAAAGAACUGCUCAUUUACAGGCAGAAUUAGCAAAUUUAAAUCUUCAUUUACCUGCACGGGUAUGGUUACCAGUAAAUAAAGCUGGUCAUAUUGUUUUACGUAUUCCACCAACUGCUGCGGUAUGUUUAAAUUCCAAGGAUAAAGUACCAUUUUUAAUCUAUGUGGAAAUAUUGUGCUGUGAUGAUCCAUCAAUUAUUUCUUUACCUAGUCGAUCGAUAACAGCAGCCAGUUCAAAAAGUUCCAAUUCAUUAUCUGCUGUUUAUCCAUGGAAUCCUAAUUCACAUACAGGUUGUUUUUCAUCUACUGAAAUGACAGAAAAUCAUGAAAUCAAUGUAAAUACACGUACAUCAGAUGAAUUAAGUCUUCGUUCCUCUUCUAUAUCAUCUAAUGUUUCUUUAAGUGAAGAAUUAAUAAAUCCUACAGAAUUUAAUCAUCAUCAUCAACAUCCUCAUUAUCAUUUAACUAUAGAUGAAAUGGAUGAAAGAAAAGAGCAUACAACUAAAUGUACACAUAAUCAAUUUGAACUUAAUGAAACUAUAAUGAAAGAUGAUUCUUUCACAGCUACUGAUUCAAUAACAGUAACUAAUGCUAAUCGAUCUAAAUCUCCAAUUUAUAUUGGAGCUGGUGAAAUACGUAAUCGACUUAAAGAACAAUGUGAACUUCAACCGCAUAAAUCGUUUAGAUGUGAUCCAGAAGAUCCAAGUGCAGCAGUGCUAAAAGAACCAUGGCAUGUAAAACGUGAACGUAUACGUGCUACAUCACCAUGGGGUAAUUUACCAGGAUGGAUUUUAACCAGUGCAAUUGUAAAAGUUGGUGAUGAUGUAAGACAAGAACAAUUAGCUUAUCAAUUACUUACUGUGUUAAAAAAUAUUUGGUCAAUGGAGUAUGUUCCAUUAUGGUUACGUCCAUUAACUGUAGUUGUUAUAUCAUCUGAUAGUGGUUUUAUUGAACCUGUCCCUGAUACUGUAUCAUUUCAUCAAAUCAAACGACAUGCUCAUUUAUCAUUAUUAGAUUAUAUGCAUCGUGAACAUGGUGGAGAUAACUCUGAAGAGUUUUUAACUGCUCAACGUAAUUUUCUACAUAGUUGUGCUGCUUAUUGUUUAGUCAGUUAUUUGUUUCAAGUUAAAGAUCGACAUAAUGGUAAUAUACUAUUAGAUAAUCAAGGUCAUGUAAUACAUAUUGAUUAUGGUUUCAUUUUAUCAUCAUCACCGGGGAAAAAUUUCGGCUUUGAAACAAGUCCAUUUAAAUUAACAUUAGAACAAGUUGAUGUUAUGGGUGGUUUAAAUAGUGAUUUAUUUGAAUAUUUUAAAUUUCUUUUAUUACGUGGUUUAUUAGCUGCACGUAAACAUAUGGAACAGAUUUGUGUACUGGUUGAAAUAGCUCAUGCUACAUGUCCACAAUUACCAUGUUUUGCUCGUGGUAAUGGUUGUCGAACUAUUACUGAUUUACGUCAACGAUUUCAAUUAUCACGUACAGAAGAACAAUUAAAACAAUUAGUUGAUCAAAUGGUUCAUAAUUCAUUAAAUUCAGUGACAACAAAAUUAUAUGAUAGUUUUCAAUAUUAUACAAAUGGUAUACAAUAAUAAUCAUCAUCAUCAUUAUAAUUCUAUAACCAGAAUAAGAUUCUAAUCCCAGUGACUAAAAGAUUCACAUUAUGUCUUAAUUAUACAAAUGAAUAAAGGAAAAAGAAGAAGAAGAAGAAAUGAAAUGAGGGUGGGGGAAGGGGCAAACAUGAUGAGGAUUGAUUGUGAGUAUCCUUUUUGUUCAUUUUCUUCUUUAUCAAUAUUAUCAACAACUGUGAUAAUUUUCUUUUUAUAGAGAAAUCAUUUCAAUAUGUUGCACAAUUUUGAUGAGAUUUAUCUGUCUCUGUGUGUGUGUGCGAGAGAGAGAGAUAGAGAGAAGGGGGGAAAGAAUUAAUUCGUGUGUGUUUUAUGCUCAAUUGUGAAUAAUUUUACAGGUUAUUAUCUAUUAUUUUUGUCUUCUGUUUCAUAUCCCCACUCCUAUAUACAUACACAUACACACACAUACAACUGUAAACAUAAUUGUAAUGGUCAAUCAUGUGAAGAGAAGCCUUAUUAUCACUUUUUUUUAUUGGUUUGUCUCUUCCCUAUUCUAAUUUGUUUUUUGUGGUUUGGGUUACCCUGGGGCGCAUAUAAAGGGGAUAUGUCUGCUUUAUUGUUCAUUAUAUUUUUAUUAUUUCUCUCACCACCACUACCACCCUCCAUUGAUAAUAAUUAUGAUGUGUGUUUUUGUGUAAGUAGUAAGUUUUGAUUCCUUUACAAAAUCUCUUUAUCUUUGCUUUCAUGUCUUCCCCGUACCACCCACCCACUCAGAAACAAAACAUCAUCAUUGUACUACUUCAUUAUGGCAACUAAUUGAACAGAUCCAUACAUGUUCUUUAUCGUUAUGUAUGAUGUACAUGGUUAAUGUACAAUCAUUUUUGAUAUUUAUAUUUAUAUAAAGAGAAAAGAAUGAUACGAUUUUACGUAUGUUUUAUAAUUUAAUCAUGGAAUAAUAAUAUUUUUUCAUUCUAAUUUCAGAUAUUGAUUGUUUAUUUUGUUUUGUUUGUCUUUUCUCUUUUCUUUUCUUUCUUUUUUUGUGUACGUUUUUACACAUUAAUUUCUUUUCGUUUCUAAUUGGUUAAUAAUAAUAUAGUUUUGAUCCCCCCACUCUCUUUCUCUCUCUCUCUCUUUUUUAUUCUUUUAAUUUAUCUCUGAGGGACUUGGUUCACUCUUUUAUUGGUUACUAAUGGAUAAUGGAUUAAUUUGCAAUGUGUAUGCCACUGUGUGUGUGUGUACGUAUGUAUGUAUGUAAACAAUAUUAUGGUAGAAUAAAUUAAUUUUACACAUUGCUUUGAA